This is a messenger RNA of Polyodon spathula (Mississippi paddlefish), 326 nucleotides long. Its product is annotated as gamma-aminobutyric acid receptor subunit delta-like. The coding region runs from base 17 to 292 and encodes 91 amino acids. Lineage: Eukaryota; Metazoa; Chordata; Actinopteri; Acipenseriformes; Polyodontidae. Gene Ontology annotation, biological process: monoatomic ion transport. Gene Ontology annotation, cellular component: membrane. The transcript has a single exon. The record is from RefSeq and is a predicted model, not a curated record.
CACCACGGUCCUCACAAUGACCACCCUCAUGGUCAGUGCCAGGUCGUCUCUUCCGAGAGCGUCUGCCAUCAAAGCCCUGGACGUUUACUUCUGGAUCUGCUACGUGUUCGUGUUCGCCGCCCUGGUGGAGUAUGCCUUUGCUCACUAUAACGCCGACUACAAGUACAUGCGGAAACCGAGAACGAAGAUCAAGGCAAACAAAUCUGGAGCAGAGGUGGGUUUGUUCCUCAUUUCACAGUACAGUGGGUCCAUUCAGCAUUCACAGGGUCAUCGUGAGGACAGCAGAUUGUAAAUUUAGUAUACUACUCUCAGUAUACCCCAGAUCC